Lingula anatina is the source of this 3615-nucleotide messenger RNA. RefSeq lists its product as uncharacterized. The record is from RefSeq and is a predicted model, not a curated record. Gene Ontology annotation, biological process: regulation of mRNA splicing, via spliceosome; regulation of cell cycle. NCBI's taxonomy places the organism in Eukaryota, Metazoa, Brachiopoda, Lingulata, Lingulida, Lingulidae. Gene Ontology annotation, molecular function: RNA binding.
UAGAUCUACCGCUGAGGAUGAACGACAACGAUGAGCAAUGAGGAAUGUGGGGCAAAAUCUUCUGUUCGUGAGACACAAUAAUGUCGUUGUGAUUGAGAAAGGGAAGAUUGCACAAUUUUUAAAAAGGCACGGCGGACUUUGCUAUGUCGUUUAACCUAAGGACGAACUUAGUAAUGGACGUGGAAGGCAUCCCAUUACCUGGAGCCAAGGGGUCCAUAGAAACCUCUGCUGUGGAAGAAAUACCUUUACCCAAAAAUACCAGUGCACCACAGGAAUCCCACAAGCAAAAAACCAGGCCAAUCAAACUGAUACGUAAAAAGCUGGAGGAACUUCAACAGAAAAAGAAUUCCACUUCAGUGUCCACAUCAGUGGUACCAACAACCACUUCGGUUCCAACCCCGGCAGUAAUGACAGAGAUUUCACAGAAGCCUGCCCUCCCCAUAUCUGUUCAUGUGAAAACUAAGUUGAAUGAGGAGGCCAAUACAAAUGAUGCAGAGGAUAAAACGGAGAGCAGUAGAUUGGAAAAAUUGGAAAGAGAGAGACAAAUGAAAGCAGAACAAGCCAAAGUUGUGGAUGACUUAUUCAAGGAGUUCCUGACUAAAAAAAUGCUGGAGAUAGAACAAGAGAAAACAAGAGACAGGGAAGGGAAUAGGCAAAUAGAGGAAGAGAGCAAAGAUAAAAAGAAGAGUAAAAAGGGAAAACAUAAACACAAAGAUAAGAAAAAAGAAAGAGAAUCAUCAAGCGAGAAAUAUCAGACUAGCAAGCAUGAUGAGAAAGGAAAGAAAAGAAAGCACAGAGAUAAAAGUGAAGAUAGACCAGAAAUUGACGGUCGUAGAGACAGUGGACGAAAGGAACAUUACAGAAAAAGUAAAAAGAGUAAAGAUUCACAAAUGUCAGAAGAUGAUGAAAGAAACUUUUCCCAUGAAGAUAAAAGUAAAAAGAGCAGGACCAACGAGAAUACAAAAUCUGAAAGUGAAUCUAGGAACUAUGAGAAAGAAACAGUUCAGAGUAGAAAAUCAGAUGUUUUAGGGCUACAUUUUUCUGAGGAUGGGAAAAGGGCUCAAAUAGAUGACAUUACUUGUACUGUUGGUCAAAACAAUGACGAGCGUUUUGUACAAGUUACACAAGAUGUUUCAAAAGGAAAUGAAAACAUUGAUAUAGAUCCUAUGGAGCCUGUUGAAGGAGAAGAAAAUUUUGUCCCACCUAACAGAGAACCCAAACAGGAAGCAGAAGAAGAUCAACAGGAGACUAAGACAGAAAUACUACCUCAAGAGCCCAAGAAAAAACUUGGUAUUGCUUUAAAGAUCUCAGACUCUAGUUCUGCCUUCAUCAAGUCUGGAGAAAAAUGGAUGGAUGAGGAAACGAGGAAAAAUUCGGAAGAGGGACAGCUGUCUGACUCUGAGAAGUCUGAAGAAAAAUCAUCCGAUGAUGAUUUUGAUUUUUUGUCAGAUUCUCUUGGAGAAGCAGAUUCAAACAAUGACGGAUCAUUAGAAGAAGGAGAGAUUGAUACUGAGGGAGCAAAGUCAAAGAGCAAAAAGAAAAAGAAAAAACAUAAGAAGAAAAAGAAGAAGAAAAACAAGAAUAAGGAAAAAGGAAAAGAAGACAAGCCUUUAUCUAGGUCUAGAUCAAGAACCCCUAAAAGUGGCCGGUCACCUAGGUCCAAGUCACCCUCUGGUUUUGACAGAAAGUCUGGAGUUUGGAGGUCAAGAUCCCGCAGCAGAGAUAAGGAAAGGCUAAAGAGGUCAAGGUCAAAUAGUAGAGACAGGUCAAGGUCAAAAAGGUCUAGAUCACACAGCAGGGAUAGAGACAGGUCAAAGAGAAGCAGAGAUGAUGGGAGGGGUCAUAACACUGACAGGCGCCAUAGGAGAAGCAGUGAAAGACAACACAAAGAUGAUGAGAAACUGAGGAGAGAUGGUCGUGAUUGGGAGAGACGUCAUAGUCGAAGAUCAAGAUCUUUAUCCAGAGAAAGGCGCAGGCGCUCGCGAAGUCCAGAUGACUUGCGACUGACCAUUGAUAAAGCCAGACUGAGACAAAUUGCAAUACAAAAUGCCAUGGCAAAUGCAAAAUCCGGACAAGGACCUCCUGUCUCUCUAAAGCCAGAAAUGCUAGCUGAACUCAGAGCUGGAGGAAAGUCAGUUGAAGAACUAACAGACAUGUGCAAGCGGUUGGCCAAAAAGGCAGAGGGAGGUGGAGAAGAUUUAUCCAGUGAUUAUGAAGUUAAUAACAAACCCUAUGAAUCUGAUGAGGGAGAAGAUGGACCCUUCAUCAACCACCCCUUUAAAGUGGCAAAAGCUCCUAUUAUGAUGAAUAUUAAGAAUGCCACCCAGCUCCCUGUGUUGACCCCUGCUGAGAAAGCUGCCCAGGGUUCUGCCCUUAGACUGACUUUUCCAGUGUCCAGUGGCAGCCAUCACAGGGCCAAAGAGUCUGAGUGGGUCCCUGUAGAGAAAGAAGGCAUAGAUCCCAACACAGGGGGUGUCACCAGGACCAUUGCUAUGGCUAAACAAACAGAGAAAGUCUUUGAGGAAGUGAACAAGUCAAUAGAUGUUGGUUCUAUUGUAACUGAACGCCUGCGAGCUGUGAGAAAAUUGCAGGACAAUCCUCAUGAUGUGGAAGCUCUUGGGAAGAUGUUUGAAGCCAAUCAACAGAUGACACAGUGGGCCAAUUCCAAGUACCUUCCAGGUGCGUUCACUGGCACAACAGGAGCUACAGUGCUCAGUCAGCAGGAGUUAACAGGUGAUCCAAAAAAGCAGGCCUGGCUCAGGAAGGAUCACUUGUUACCUGCCAGCUAUACAGACACAACUGUUUGUGCCAGUGUAAUCUUACAUAUGCUCACGACCUGGGAGACCUAAGACUACUGUUUUGCUACUUCCUGUCAAGUGUGGGUAAGUUCUCAUUACAGAAACCAUCCAAUAGGAAACAGCACUUUGAAACAUUUUAUCAAGGUUCUGACUUCUCGGUGUUUCUGUGAUGAGAGUCGUGACUGAGGUGAUUUAGUUAACAAAAUGCUGAAAAUGACCCUGAAAUUUUCUUGAUUGUAUGACUAUAGGACAGUUUUGAAAAUCAAAUUACCCAAAAGUAGUAUUUUGGUUAAAAGUUAUCUUUAUGUGGAAUAACAGCUUUGUAAAAGAUUCUAAUCAGUACUAAAAUUUGUCUUAUUGCCAGAUCUUUUGUAUUCUGCCUAAAGCGUAAUUUUUUUAAUAAACAUAGCAUGAUAUUUUGUUUUUUUCAGUUGUGCUGUUAACAAAAAUUACAUUUGUAAAUUGUUUAAUUUGAAACGACUAUUCAAGAGAUUGCAUUUUAAAUGUUCCACCAUAUUCAACAUCCAGUCCUUUCCUUUCAUACUACACAUUAAAACAUGUCAUAUUACAAGUAUUAUGUUUUUGUAAAUGUUAAGAGUUGUUCACAUUUAUUCUUUGUAAAGUACAGAUAUCAUAAAUCUAAUGCAUAAUGAAAAAAUGAACACCUAUAAAAAAGACAAGAAGAAAACAUUUAACCUGGCAUUGAUUUAAUGUGUAUAUUGUAGAACCAGCUGGUGAAUGCCCUUCCACUACAGGGUGGGGUAGGGAUGCUAUUACUACGGAAGAUGGGCUGGAAGCCUGGAGAGGGCCUAGGGAA